This is a messenger RNA of Eutrema salsugineum, 1152 nucleotides long. Its product is annotated as translocon-associated protein subunit alpha. The coding region runs from base 125 to 901 and encodes 258 amino acids. NCBI's taxonomy places the organism in Eukaryota, Viridiplantae, Streptophyta, Magnoliopsida, Brassicales, Brassicaceae. The transcript is spliced from 8 exons. Gene Ontology annotation, cellular component: endoplasmic reticulum membrane; endoplasmic reticulum. The record is from RefSeq and is a predicted model, not a curated record.
AAAUAAAUUAAACUCUUUUUUUUUUUUUGGUUGCUGUUGCUGUGAAAGAAAGAGCAAGCAUAAAUACCAUCGAGCGAGGAGACUAUUCUCUUGUGCAAUUUCGUUGACCAGAGAAACCAAAACGAUGAUGAAUCUUAGGGUUUUGUUCCUCGCUCUCCUUCUCCUUGCAUCUCCUCUGCUUCAAGUUGCUAGAUGUCAAGAAGAUUCCGAGGAUCAUUCCAGUCUUGUUGACGAUGUUGUGGGAGAAAACAGUGAUUCUGGUGUUGAGGAAGAUGAUCAAGAUUUGGAUGUGAACUUGACCUCUGCUCCUGGAGUUGAGACUGUUUGUGUUUUCCCCAAAAACAGUGCCAAAUUGGUUCCUGCUGGAGAAGAGACUGAGCUCCUUGUUGGUCUGAAAAAUGAUGGAAAAUCUAGCGUAGGUGUGAUGGGGAUUAGGGCCAGCGUUCAUCUUCCUUAUGAUCAUAAGUUGUUGGUUCAGAAUCUAACAAUGAUGCGAUUCAACAAUGCAUCCAUCCCAACGUCUCUUCAAGCAACAUUCCCAUACAUCUUUGCAGUCAGCCAGUACCUUCAGCCUGGAGCAUUUGAUCUGGUGGGUUAUAUCAUCUACGAUGUGGAAGGGAAGGCACACCAGAGUGUCUUUUACAAUGGAACCAUAGAGGUAGUUGAAUCUGGAGGUCUUCUCAGCGGCGAAUCUGUCUUCCUUAUAACACUUGGAAUUGCUCUCCUCCUCCUCCUCGGUCUAUGGGCAUACAGCCAAGUACAGCGUCUCACUAAGAAAACCAAAAAGGUGUCCAAGGUGGAAGUAGGAACCAGGUCUACCGACGCAUCACUCGACGAGUGGCUCGAGGGAACUCCUUUGGCCAAGACAUUGUCUGGGAAAUCGAAGAACAAGAAGAACUAAAAGAGCUGUUCUGCUCUUUCCAGUUUUUUUUUUCAUAGACUCAGCCUUUUGGCGUUUUGAAAGAGUUUCCAAGUUUUAAGUUUAGGGUUUAAAAGUUAAAACGUUACUUUUUUUUCGUUGUUUGUACUAUUUAGACAAUCUUUCUUUCCUUCUUGACAUAAUGUCUCCUCAUGAAACAACUUUACUUAUAAUGAUGUAGAAUCUGCCGUUUACUUUCUUUAUCAAUCCUCUAUAUAAGAAGAAUUGGAUCA